UCAAAACUAGUAUCCCGAUCACGUCACUGCCUUUGUGGAGAAGAUAGUACACUACGUCCGAUGCGAUUUCGUCAAAUAAUUUCCAAUGGAAGAAGUGCUCUUAGAUUUUGCCAACAUACCAGUGGAGCCUCCUGACGUACGAAGUACCUGCCUCCAGUGCGAGCGCCCUACUAGUGUUUGUUGGUGCGUAUCUUUACCAACACCGCCAUUAUGCCCCAGGAGCCGAAUAAUUCUUCUUCAGCACCCAGCAGAAGAAAAACGCUGUUUACGAACAGCCCCCAUGUUACGUUUUGGAUUGAGUGAAAACAAGUGUUUAAUUUAUAAAGGGAAACGUUUUCCUGGCCGCCAUAGAGAUUUGGAGACCAUACUGCAAGAGCCUAACACAAUUUUACUUUAUCCUAGUCCAGAUGCAGUAGACUUAAAAUCUCUUCUCCAAAAUAACAACGCCGAAACUAGUUUUAAUUUAGUAUUAAUUGAUGGAACGUGGCCUCAGGCUAAGGCUAUAUUUUCCAGUAAUCCUAUUUUACAUAAAAUUAAGCAAGUUAAACUGAUCACCCAUAGUGUAAGUAAUUAUAUAAUACGGACUCAGCCUACUGAGGGGUGUCUGAGUACGUUAGAGACGGCUACAGAGGCCUUAAUUUUAUUGGAGAACGACGACGGUUACAGAAACUUACUUCGGCCACUGCAGACUUUGUGUGAUUUUCAGCUGCAGAAUGGAGCUGUGUCACACCAAAGUAAAGAGUUUUUAAUUUCAAAUAAUCAGUAUCCUAAACGGAUUGGAAAGAGGUUGAACAAGGUACUACAGUCAGCUCAAGUUUUUCGAGAGGAAAAAUAAUUUCUUUUGAUGAGCCAAGUAACACAUGAUGGAAACAAACUGACGAAAGUUGAAAUCAAAAGUAAGAUAUCGAAACGCACAAACGAGAUAACCCUAGAAAUACAGCGAAUGUGUACAUUUUGUAAUAAAAAAAUCCGUUGAAAA
This is a messenger RNA of Zophobas morio, 979 nucleotides long. RefSeq names its product tRNA-uridine aminocarboxypropyltransferase 2 (gene Dtwd2). The transcript has 3 exons. The record is from RefSeq and is a predicted model, not a curated record. Bases 86 to 835 code for a protein of 249 amino acids. NCBI's taxonomy places the organism in Eukaryota, Metazoa, Arthropoda, Insecta, Coleoptera, Tenebrionidae.